This is a messenger RNA of Penicillium salamii, 2787 nucleotides long. The record is from the annotation of a GenBank genome assembly. Lineage: Eukaryota; Fungi; Ascomycota; Eurotiomycetes; Eurotiales; Aspergillaceae.
AUGAGUCAGGAAUAUUACCCUGCUGAGGGCUCUUCCUCCGGUGCUGCCUCGUCCAGAUUUCCUGGCGAGGAAGAGUUACCUGAGCAGAGCCCUUUUUUCCCUCCCCCACCGGCCUAUAUGACCGUCGGCAACGGCUCGACCUCCGACAGCGCCACGGCUCUAAUGACAUCCUUGAACCAAGAUUCUGGAUAUGGAGGCAGUAUUGCCGGCGAAAGCGCAAUGGAAGAAGACUCGAACGCGGCUUGGCGUGCAGGACUGAUGGAGGAUCGCCCGACACCAGUACAUACACCAACGCGUCCAGGAGAAUGGAACCCCGCUGCUGAGCAUGAAAAGCAAGUGGUUGCCAGUCAUGUCUCUCAACUUCUCUACAACUCGAACCGAACAAAACUCGGCCGCGCAAUCUCCCGGACUAUCGAUACCUUGAAGGAGCUCCAGGACAUGAACCGCCAAUGGCCUGCCCACUAUCCUUCCGUACAGAGCGCCUCUACUCCUCCUGCUGAUCGACCACCCUUGAACCACACCCAUUCAGAGUUCGGCGACGGCGAUAGGCCAACCACCCCGCCCCGCCCCGACUUGAGACGCGCAGCUACGACGAUGGGCAGUGAGGAUCUCGCAGAAUCCAGCGCCUCUGCCGAACGCCGGGCCCCAGCUGAGCCCAGGUUGAUGACCCCACAGAUUGCGCAAGAGUUCUCCAUCUUGAAACUUGACCUCAAGCUCGGUGCUCUCUCACAGGCAGAACUGGUCCACUCGUUGGAAAAGGCUUCAAUUGCUUCACUGCUGGAUGGGAAGAUUAGCCAAAGCAUGAAACAUCUUCUUUCACUGCGAGACAGGAUUGAAGACACAUCAAGCAAGGUCUUGAUUACAGGCGACUUGAACGCAGGCAAAUCGACGUUCUGCAAUGCUUUGCUGCGCCGAAAGGUCUUGCCUGAAGACCAGCAGCCCUGCACCAGCAUCUUCUGCGAAGUCCUCGAUGCUCGUGAGAACUGUGGAACUGAAGAGGUACACGCCGUCCACAAGGAUACGCCAUAUAACCGCAACGACGAAAGCACAUUUGACGUCUACUCUCUCGCCGAACUCGAGGACAUUGUCAUUGAGAAUACCAAGUACAUGCAGUGUAAGGUCUAUGUCAAGGAUGUACGGUCCAUCGAUGAAUCGCUACUUAACAACGGUGUCGUUGACAUCGCCUUGAUCGAUGCGCCUGGUCUCAACUCCGACUCGUUGAAGACCACUGCUGUUUUUGCUCGACAGGAGGAAAUCGAUGUUGUUGUUUUCGUUGUCUCAGCUGCAAACCAUUUCACGCUCUCUGCAAAGGAGUUCAUCCUGAAUGCUGCUCAUGAGAAGGCAUACAUCUUCAUGGUCGUCAACGGAUUCGACCAAAUCCGGGACAAGCAGCGUUGUGAACGCAUGAUCUUGGACCAGAUUGGCAAGCUCAGCCCUCGUACAUACAAGGAGUCUGCUGAGCUUGUUCACUUUGUUUCAAGCAAUGCCAUUCCAGUUGCACCCCCCGCUAUCUCCCAGUCAGGCUCUGGUGGUGGUGAUGGCGGUGGCUCUGAUCCCCAUGAUGACGACGAUGACAAGAAAGAUUCCAAAGAUAAGGGUAAGGGCAAAGAGCGCGAGAAGCUCCAGGACUUUGAGAAUCUCGAAGGAGCUUUGCGACGAUUUGUCCUCGAAAAGCGCUCUCGGUCUAAGCUUGCGCCUGCCAAAACCUAUCUUAUGAAUCUUCUGGCUGAUCUUACUUCCCUUGCCACUGUCAACCGCGAUGUUGCUCAAACAGAGCUCAAGCGAGUGACAGAUGAGCUUGCUCAAAUUGAGCCAGCUUUCGAGAGUGGCAAGAAGAAGAAGGUGGAGCUUGCAGAAGGCGUCAACAAAGCCAUAGAUGACUCGUGCGAUGAUGUCUACAACCACACUCGCUCAGCUUUGACCGAUACAAUCACCCGUGUAUCUGAUGUGGACCUCGGUGUCGAAUACCCUGGUCUUUUCUCGGUGUUCCAAUAUGCCGAGGACCUGAAGCUAGCAAUGUUGGACCAAAUCGCUUCAUCAGUUAACGAUUGUGAGGACUACGCUCGCGAGAAGACUGUUCAAGGAGUCGGUUUUAUCCAAAACAUUGGGUUGCUGCACAUCGGUGAAGAUAAGUUCAGCCCACUCAACUUCCGUGCCGACGCCAUGUUCCGCCGUGGUCGCCGCCACACAUUUGGUCGUCAAGUUGACACCGAGGUCGAACUAUGGGACUUCUUUGACGUCGCUGGUCUGUGGGAGCGCCAGGAGAAGAUGGCGGGUACAGGUGUGGCAAUGACUGCGGUCACUGUCUUGGGUGGCCGGGCACUGGGUGGAUUCAGCUGGGUGGACAGCGCCUUGAGUGCCGUCAAACUUAUCGGUCCGAACAACCUGCGCCGACUGUUCUUCCCCAGCAUUCUUGCUGCUGCUGUUUUGACAACCGCUUAUGUGCUCAAUUCUAUCCCGUCAACCCUUCCACCACGCCUCUCGCGGAAGAUUGCUGCAACGCUUGCCGAUAUGGACUAUAUUCAUUCAAACGCCAACCGUAUCUCGACUGAGGUUCGCCGCAUGCUGCGCAUGCCCGCUGGCAAUCUCCAAACUUCUCUUUCUCAAGAUCUGGAGGAUCUGGGCAGACGCAAGCAAGAGGUCACCAAAAUCAAGCAGGAGAGUGAUGUUGCCACCAAGUACUUCUCGAACCUGUUCCGGGAUAGCAGUGAGAACCGCCGAACUGUUGAAAAUCUGGAUCUCGAUGCUCCCCUGCCUGGCGGCAUGGCUGCAGCAAUGGAGGCUUAA